Molecule: messenger RNA, 2676 nt
Organism: Leishmania major strain Friedlin
Lineage: Eukaryota; Euglenozoa; Kinetoplastea; Trypanosomatida; Trypanosomatidae
Product: tyrosine phospatase-like protein
Exons: 1
Coding region: 1-2676 (891 amino acids)
Molecular function (GO): phosphatase activity
Source: RefSeq, a predicted model, not a curated record
AUGAGCGCUCCGCCAUCGCAGCCGCACUCGAUGUGGGUACGCCGAGGGCACAGCACACACGACGCCGCCGCCGCUCUCUUUGAGGAGAUGAGUCAUGCGGCGCGGACGGGAGGCGGAGCUGGUGCAUUACCAACGUCCUUGCUGACAGCGGCACCGCGGUCGCAUGUGCAGCACUUGCGUGGCAGUCGCUGCGGGGGCACCGCAGCUGAUGCCUCGUUAUCGCAACCCUCCUACAGCACAGGCCUGUCGCCGGCGGCAACGACAACCACGACAGUCACGUCGCCCAGCGGCGGCCACACGUCGCUGCCACUAGCGCUGCCCAACCCCCUUCCGACGCCGUCCGCGGCGACUCCGUACUUUUACGUACAUCGCCUCGGCUCUCGGAGGUCGGCUGUAGGCCAGUACCACGUGAAUUGUCACAGCCGCGGCGGGAGUGAUCCGGCUGCGGCGCCACACGCAUGGGGCGUGCCGCCGUCAUCCCCGACGUACCCCCCGCCGCCGUCGCGGAGCAACUUGUUUCCAGGCCUUGUAAGCGCCGCUACCGCCGGCGCCCCGAUGGACAUCGAAAACGGCGCCGGUCACAACAGUCCGGGCUCCCUGUCAACAUCGUCGCAGUCUCUCACUGCCUCCACGGGACUCGGCGGCGGCGCUGGAAGCGGUGCAGUGGGGGGAUCGCACCUCACGACGCCACCUACCACGCGUGGCACGCCUGCUGCUGCUGCUGCUGCCACGCCAGUAGCGGCGCCCGUGUAUGUGUGGCACAGCUCGAGCUCGAUGGCCGGAGCGGCGCCAUGGCUGCGCUUGCAUCGGCCCGCCAAUGCCGCAGCAGCCUGCGUAGGAGGGCGACGGGGAUCGGCGGCACCAGCGGCCGGGACCAGCGGAAGGACUGGCGGCGUGUGGACACCACAGAAUCCAGGCAGCAGCGGGGUCGGCACGCUGGCGUCGCCGCCGCACCCCACUUAUUCGCUGACGCUGCUCGAGCACGCGCACCUCAGCACCGUCUUUGGAGCAGCCGACGAAGACGCCGCCCAGCGGAGCUCCACUGGCGGUCUGAGCGGGAGGGACACGGGUGGUGGUGUGCCAGCGAUGACAAGAGGUCUCUCGCAGCCGCACCAUCAGCAAGAGCUUCACGCUGAUCCUGUCGCCGGCAGUGGCGCUUCGGGAUCACUGUCUGCGGCGCUACCCCUCACCCUCGUCCCGCCGUUCCGCUUCGCACGCGUGGAGUCCGGGGUGUACCGCGGCGCCUACCCCGUCCUGCGGAAUUUCCCGUACAUUCGGCGGCUGCGACUGCGUACGAUGGUGUCGCUCAUUCCUGAGCCGCCGACGUACGACCUCAAGUGCUUCGCGGAGGCAGAGCACAUCCAGCUGCACCACAUCCACGCCGAACGCGCCAAGGGCGAGGUGCAACUGUUGCCGUCGGAGCUGAGCGAGGCGCUGCAGCUCAUCAUGAACAAGGAUAUGCACCCCCUGUACAUCCACUGUCUGGACGGCCGUCACGUCACCGGUCUCGUCAUCAUGGCGCUGCGCAAGCUGCUGCAGUGGGAUGCGAACGUCGCCAACGCCGAGUUUCAGCGCUUCACCCGCGAGGUGCAAGAUGAGGCGGCGUUCAUUGCUGACUACACCGGGCCUCUCCUAGUGCCACCGCACUUGCCGGCAUGGCUCUGGGGUGGGUCCAUCUACGACGCUGCCACUGGCCAGCAGAAGCGUCUGCCUACAACCAUACGGCUGCGCUUGUCCACCGCGGUGUCCGGUGGGGCCGGCAGCGCCGCGGCCACAGCGGGAGGUGUGGCCGCAGCACCUGGAGCCGGGCUCGGUUGCGUUUCUGCGUCCGCGUCCGGUGGUGCAUCAUCGGUCACCGGUACUGGCCCCGUGAAUGGCCCGCUGAGUGCCGCGAGCGUUGCCGUGGGCCACAAACCGAAGGGGACGAUGCGCGGCCCUAGUGGCGAUCUCCGUUCACAAGCCGCAGCACCGUGGAUGUGCGUACCGCAGGCCGAGACGGUGGCCGCAGACGGGCAGCAUUACAUCGAUGUUGACCGCCUUCCUGUCGCACCGCCGCUACGCGGCAGUCUACCGGGCGCCGCGGCGCCGCAGUGGAUUCCAUCGGCGGAGCCGUCAGCCGCCGCGAGCACCGGCACUGUCUCUGGCAGCGGUAGUGGCACCGGCACACUGAACGUGCACCUCCAACUCACCCGGAGCAGCGCGCACUCCUCCCGCUCCACCAGUGAGAAGAGCAACAUGGCUGGGCUCCCGGCAGUGGUCUCGGCGGCGGCGGCGGCAAGCUCGACCGGCGGUGUUGGAGGCGAUAGCCGCUGGCAGAGCACAGUAUCUUGGGAUGCGCUGCAGCAGCAUCAGCGGCGGUUGGCCUCCUCCCUUAUCCACAGAAACGCCGCUCCCAGCAAGGGUCCUGGCGCCAGUGGGCUGCUGGAUGGUCGUGUGAGCGCGCUCCUCUGGACGCCGGGGCUGAUAGUGCCGUCAGCGACUGUCGGCGGCGGCAGCGGUAUCCCGGGAAGUGGCCGCGUGAGUGGUGGCUCAGCUGGCAGUAGUGGUGGAGGCGGUGGCGCUGCCGGUGGAAACGCAAACGGCGGCGGUGGGGCAGUGGUUGGGGUCAAUGGGCCGCCGACCGGCUCGUCGCAGCCGCCCUCAGCGCGGACACCGAAGCGCAGCUACUCUCGCUGA